CAGUUCACCAUGGAAGUGUCACAACUCAGUAAAUGUUAUGACGUUUUGUUGAUGUAGCAUUAGUUAGUACGUGACAUAUGCAGGGAUCGACAGCGGUGCGCGAGUCAGCGCCGUACGCGGGAGAUUCAACACGUAUCGAGAAGGUCCUACGCCCCAAAAAUGGAGCCCAAAGCGCCCGGAAUGAAAUACCUGCCGCUACUGGUGUUCCAGCUGGUUCUGGCGGCACUUUUCUUCGUCUUCGUCAAGUAUGACGGCGAUAACCAUCACCAACUUCGAGGUUUCGAAGAUACCCACGUGAUGAUCUACAUCGGCUUCGGUUUCCUGAUGACGUUCCUGAAGAAGUACUGCUACAGUGCGCUCGGCUUCAACUGGCUCCUCGCAGCUUUGGUGGCACAGUGGUCCCUUCUUACCCAGGGGUGGUUCAAUAUGAAGGACAUGGUUAUACCACUUAAUAAGGAGACUAUAAUCGAGGCUGAUAUUAUGGCUGCGACCAUUCUCAUAACCUUCGGUGCACUCCUGGGCGUCGCCAGCGGUGGCCAGCUUCUCUUCAUCGCCAUCGUGGAGACCGCCAUCGCUAGCGCCAACAUUUACCUCGUCACCAGCGUUUUUCAGGCGGCGGAUGUCGGUGGCUCGAUCGCGAUCCACUCUUUCGGAGCUUACUUCGGCUUGGGGGUGAGCCUCGCCCUCAAAUCCAAGAAGGUUGUGGACCAAGCGGAGAAGAACGUGCUCAACGCACCUACGUACAUAUCGGACGUUACUGCUAUGAUAGGUUCGAUAUUCCUGUACAUCUACUGGCCGUCUUUCAACUCGGCGCUUACGGGCACCGACGAGGAGUACCAACGGGCGGUCACCAAUACUUACCUCUCGCUUGCAUCUUGCACUGUGGUCACCUUCAUCCUAUCCUCAAUCUUGAAUCACGAACCAGGAAAGUUCGACAUGGUCCACAUUCAGAACUCGACGCUGGCCGGAGGCGUUGCUGUCGGCUCGGUGUGCAACAUGCACGUUCAGGCUGGAGGGGCCAUACUUAUCGGUAUCGGGGCUGCGACCAUCAGCGUGCUAGGUUAUAGAUUCCUUACGCCUAAGUUAGAGAAAGUAGGCCUACUGGACACAUGCGGUGUACACAACCUCCACGGCAUGCCGGGCGUGUAUUCCGGCCUACUGUCAGUUCUUUUCGCUGCGCUCGCCACCUCCAGUACUUAUGGCGAGACUGGUCUACACAGUGUUUUUGGAGCUAUGAAGGACGGUAGGACAGCCCAGCAGCAAGCUCUCUAUCAACUCGCCGCCGUUGGCGCGACUCUUGCUAUCUCCUUUGUGAGCGGAAUGAUCACUGGUUUUAUAGCGAAGCUGAAGAUGUUUGCUCCAUUGGAAGAAAAAGACAAGUACAACGAUGAACUCAACUGGGAGCUCCCGUAGUGGUCCUAGCUGGGGCCCAUUUCUCGAUUGGUAUUAGUCUAAUAUUAUUAGUGUGUUGUCACGUUAUAGUCGUUCGAUUUGUAGCUGGCCCCGAUGGUUGUCCAGUCGUUCGAUUUGUAGCUGGACGCUUUGUCUAUUGUUAAGUAAAACCGCACGUGCUACUACCUACAUAAAUAAUCGGACAGACAGACGGACAUGACGAAUCUAUAAGGGUUCCGUUUCCUGCCAUUUGGCUACGGAACCCUAAAAAUGGUCCGGCCACUUUAACCGGUUGUUGGAUUACGACUCCUAUGGAAGUUGCAAUAAGAUUCAAAAUGAACAAAUGGAAAAAUAAUUUGCAAUUUCUUGUGUAGUCCCUCUACGGUUACUGAGUGCCGGCGAGUCGAACACUACAGAACCAGUCUAAAAGGUGUCCUCAAGAUGCGUAACAAAGUUGCGUUAUCGGAGAGCUCACCUACACUGGUUUUUUUAACGUUGGACUAGCCCGCGCUCAGGUGUCAAUUAGAAUUAUACGACCUUUCUUUUUUGCAGGUUAGUGGCACAUGCCGUUUUACUCUUUUACUUAACAAUAGACAAAGGAUUAGCCCUUCGGGGUCAGCUACAAAUCCAACGACUAUAACAAAUAGGUACAUGACAGUUGGUGGACUACUAAUAUACAUUAGUCUAAUAACGUUCGGGAAAUGGGCCCCUGUAAUUACGAGAUAGUUUUGUGAGAUUGCAUAUUUACGACGAAUUCUGUAAUAUUUCUUUAUUGUUCUUUGAUAAGUAUCAUGUCUAUGUAAAAGACAUAUUGGGUGUAUCUGAGUAUCGGCUAUAUUCGAACAAUGCUUAUAAGAUAUCACAGCGAUAAGAUACCGAUCUGUCAGUGUUAAGAGGGAAGAAUAGCUUUGCGAUAAUUGUUAUCCUAACGAAAUGAAAUUUGAUUUCGAGAGAAAACGGUUUCCACUAACAAAUCACUUUUAUUUUGAUGUUUAUCACUUCAGCAUAAUACAUUCUAUAGAUUUAAGUAUAGGUUUCGAUUUUUUGCCAAAUAAAAUUAAAACCUUCGCUUUUUUGAAAAAGAAAAAAACCUAUAAACCUACUUUUUAGUUGUGCCAAUAACAUACAAAAAAAUCAUGGAGAUUGGAAAAUAGUUAGAACUGGAAUAACGUUUUCUCCUUUUGUAUGAAAGAGUAGGUGAUAUACUUCUCUCUUAAAAGUGACAUAUUUGGUUGAAGAAAUGUCCCUUUUGAGAGUGACAGAUCGGUAUCGUAUCACUGUGACAUCUUAUAAGCAUUGUUCGAAUUGGGCCGUAUGGGGCUUUAAAUGCGAGAUCAAUUUAGAUUAUAUUUACGUUACAAUGAUAAUUUAUAAAUUUUUUAAGCAAGUAUUGUAAUAAAAUCAUUGUUGUGCGUAAGGCGAUUUUAAUACAGCAUGAUCUGAAUCAUGAAUUAUGGACAUAUUUUUUGUUAAAUUAAUAAAAAAUAUUUCAAGAAAUUGUCCGAUUCUUCGGCCAAAACUUGUUCAAUCUUAGAAUUUAAUUCAUUCAAACUCCCAGAGGACUAUGUUAACUAAGGAGUAUCCAAGUGCCAUAUUUAUCAAAAUAAAAAUAGGUUGAAAAGAUUGUAAAACGAGUCAAAAAUUAAAAGGUUAAUUAAAAAGGCUAAAAACGGAUAUAUUCAUCUGUAAGCCUACUUAGCACAAAAUAACUUGGCAGUAUGAAUACAUACCUACAUAUCCCUAUGAGCUCCAUAUCGUCAGGUGACAAGCAAAACUCACUAAUUACCACUACAAGUUCAUAGCCAUAAUGAACCACAUCACUACCAAAUAAGGUUGAUUUUUGUUUGAUUUUUUUUUAGGAAUUAGUGAGUUUUGCUUGUCACCUGACGAUAUUAGAAGUAAAAA
This is a messenger RNA of Cydia pomonella (codling moth), 3297 nucleotides long. It is a transcript of the gene Rh50, whose product is annotated as ammonium transporter Rh type B-B. Gene Ontology annotation, biological process: ammonium homeostasis; ammonium transmembrane transport. Gene Ontology annotation, molecular function: ammonium channel activity. The record is from RefSeq and is a predicted model, not a curated record. The transcript has 10 exons. Lineage: Eukaryota; Metazoa; Arthropoda; Insecta; Lepidoptera; Tortricidae. Gene Ontology annotation, cellular component: plasma membrane. Bases 160 to 1413 code for a protein of 417 amino acids.